CGGCGGGCUUCGGGAGCGCCGGAGCUGAUCCGAGCCGAGGCGGCCGUAUCUCCUUGUCGGUACCGCCGCUUCCCGGCUCUGGGGAGGCCUCUAGGCUGCCGCGCAGCUUCCGUGUUUGCUGCGCCCGCACUGCGGUGAGUGCUGCUUCUUCCGGACUCGGGCGGCGCGGGGAGGGUGGGGACGCGCGGGCCCGCGGGGGCCCACUUCCCUGAUGUGGCGGCCGGGCAAGGAAGGAAGGGGCCUGAGGCCGUUCGGCCAAGGGUGGAGGGUCGCCGGCGGCUCUCUGCUUUCUACUCUCGCCAAGGUUUUAUUGGAUUCGGAAGCCGAAACUUCAAGACUUGCAGUCAAAGCCGUUUUUAAAAUAUGACUUGUUUUCAAACCUCCUCUGGCCGCCGCCCACUCUUCUGGCCCUUGGACUUUGACCAAGAUGUUUUCUCGCAGUUUUUGCAAGGUUUUAAACAGCCCUCGGCGUUCUUUUAAUGUAAUACAUUGAAACGAAGAUAUUUCGGUGGCGGUGAUAUUUCAUAUUUCAUAGUUGCCACUGCGCUCUGUCAUUCCAGUAGUCUGUUGUGUAUUGUGAGAAACAACUCUGGGAAAUUAUUGGAUUUACAGCCCUGAAGAAUCCUUCUCUCCCUAUUUUCCCCUUGCAGUAAUAAAUCCCAUUUUGGAGAUCUCGAAGCUUUAUAAAGGGAUAUAGUUUGAAUUCUAUGGAGUGUAAUUUUGUGUAUGAAUUAUAUUUUUAAAACAUUGAAGAGUUUUCAGAAAGAAGGCUAGUAGAGUUGAUUACUGAUACGUUAUGCUAAGCAGUACUUUUUUGGUAAUACAGUAUUUUGUUAGGCGUUUCUGAUAACACUAGAAAGGACAAGUUGUGUCUUGUGAUAAAUUGAUUAAUGUUUACAGCAUGACUGAUAAUUAUAGCUGAAUAGUCCUUAAAUGAUGAACAGGUUAUUUAGUUUUUAAAUGCAGUGUGAAAAGUGUGCUGUGGAAAUUUUAUGGCUAACUAAUUAAGUUUAUGGAGAAAAUACCUUCAGUUGAUCAAGAAUAAUAAAGUGGUAUACAAAGUUAGGAAGAAAGUCAACAUGCUGCAGGAAAUAGAAACAAAUACAAAUGAUAUUUAACAAAGAUAGAAGAGUUUAUAGUUUGUGAACUUUAAGCCAAAUUCAUUUGACAUCAAACACUAUAACAGGCACAGGUUCAACAAAGCUUGUGGGUGUUGACUUCCCCAAAAGUUGUCAGCUGAAGUAAUAUAGCCCGCUUAUGUAAAUACUAUGGUGAUAAGCUGUGUGAACUUAGCCUUUAAAUAGUGUGACCAUAUGAAGAUUUUAAUUACUUUUGUUUGUUGGAAUAAAAUGAGAUUUUUUGGGGACAUUAUAUUAAAGUGCUUAUAGAGAAAGAAGCCUGCAUGUAAUUUUUUACCUUGUGGCAUAAUCAGUAAUUGAUCUGUUACCCAGGCUUCAUAGCUUGUAACCAAAUAUAAAUAAAAGGCGUAAUUUAGGUAUUCUGUAGUUGCUUAGAAUUUUGAGAAUAUAAAUCUCUGUGAAAAAUCAAGGAGUUUCAACAUUUUCAAAAGGGCAUCCACCUCUUCAGGGCUUUAGGUUAGUAUUACUCAAGAUUAUGAACAAAUAGCACUUAGAUUACUUAAAAGAGUUACUACAACCCCAAAGACUUGUGUUCUAAGUAGUAUCUAGGUAAUUCAGAGAGAGACUCAUCCUACCUGAAUAUAAACUGAGAUAAAUCCAGUAAAGAAAGUGUAGUGAAUUGUACGUAAGAGUCUAUCAUUGAUUUCUUUUUGUGGUAAAAAUCUUAUUUUGUGUGAAGAAAUUUCAUGUGACUGUUUUAGCUAUCAAACAGUACUGUCACCUACUCAUGCACAAAACUGCCUCCCAAAGACUUUUCCCAGGUCCCUCGUAUCAAAACAUUAAGAGUAUAAUGGAAGAUAGCACGAUCUUGUCAGAUUGGACAAACAGCAACAAACAAAAAAUGAAGUAUGACUUUUCCUGUGAACUCUACAGAAUGUCUACAUAUUCAACUUUCCCCGCCGGGGUUCCUGUCUCAGAAAGGAGUCUUGCUCGUGCUGGUUUUUAUUAUACUGGUGUGAAUGACAAGGUCAAAUGCUUCUGUUGUGGCCUGAUGCUGGAUAACUGGAAACUAGGAGACAGUCCUAUUGAAAAGCAUAAACAACUAUAUCCUAGCUGUAGCUUUAUUCAGAAUCUGGUUUCAGCUACUCUGGGAUCCACCUCUAAGAAUACUUCUCCAAUGAGAAACAGUUUUGCACAUUCAUUAUCUCCCACCUUGGAACAUAGUAGCUUGUUCAGUGGUUCUUACUCUAGCCUUUCACCAAACCCUCUUAAUUCUAGAGCAGUUGAAGACUUCUCUCCAUCGAGGACUAACCCCUACAGUUAUGCAAUGAGUACUGAAGAAGCCCGAUUUCUUACCUACCAUAUGUGGCCAUUAACUUUUUUGUCACCAUCAGAAUUGGCAAGAGCUGGUUUUUAUUAUAUAGGACCUGGAGAUAGGGUAGCCUGCUUUGCCUGUGGUGGGAAGCUCAGUAACUGGGAACCAAAGGAUGAUGCUAUGUCAGAACACCGGAGGCAUUUUCCCAACUGUCCAUUUUUGGAAAAUUCUCUAGAAACGCUGAGGUUUAGCAUUUCAAAUCUGAGCAUGCAGACACAUGCAGCUCGAAUGAGAACGUUUAUGUACUGGCCAUCCAGUGUUCCAGUUCAGCCUGAGCAGCUUGCAAGUGCUGGUUUUUAUUAUGUGGGUCGCAAUGAUGAUGUCAAAUGCUUUUGUUGUGAUGGCGGCUUGAGGUGUUGGGAAUCUGGAGAUGAUCCAUGGGUAGAACAUGCCAAGUGGUUUCCAAGGUGUGAGUUCUUGAUACGAAUGAAAGGCCAAGAGUUUGUUGAUGAGAUUCAAGGUAGAUAUCCUCAUCUUCUUGAACAGCUGUUGUCAACUUCGGAUACUACUGGAGACGAAAAUGCUGACCCACCAAUUAUUCAUUUUGGACCCGGAGAAAGUUCUUCAGAAGAUGCUGUCAUGAUGAAUACACCUGUGGUUAAAUCUGCCUUGGAAAUGGGCUUUAGUAGAGACCUGGUAAAACAAACAGUUCAAAGUAAAAUCCUGACAACUGGAGAGAACUACAAAACAGUUAAUGAUAUUGUAUCAGCACUUCUUAAUGCUGAAGAUGAAAAAAGAGAAGAGGAAAAGGAAAGACAAGCUGAAGAAAUGGCAUCAGAUGAUUUGUCAUUAAUUCGGAAGAAUAGAAUGGCUCUCUUUCAACAGUUGACGUGUGUGCUUCCUAUUUUGGAUAAUCUUUUAAAGGCCAAUGUAAUUAAUAAACAGGAACAUGAUAUUAUUAAACAAAAAACACAGAUACCUUUACAAGCGAGAGAACUGAUUGAUACCGUUUUGGUUAAAGGAAAUGCUGCAGCCAACAUCUUCAAAAACUGUCUAAAAGAAAUUGACUCUACAUUGUAUAAGAACUUAUUUGUGGAUAAGAAUAUGAAGUAUAUUCCAACAGAAGAUGUUUCAGGUCUGUCACUGGAAGAACAAUUGAGGAGGUUGCAAGAAGAACGAACUUGUAAAGUGUGUAUGGACAAAGAAGUUUCUAUUGUAUUUAUUCCUUGUGGUCAUCUGGUAGUAUGCCAGGAAUGUGCCCCUUCUCUAAGAAAAUGCCCUAUUUGCAGGGGUAUAAUCAAGGGUACUGUUCGUACAUUUCUGUCUUAAAGAAAAAUAGGCUAUAUUUUAACAUGUAUAAAAAAGUCUUUAAAAUAUUGUUGAACACUUGAAGCCAUCUGAAGUAAAAAGGGAAUUAUUAGUUUUUCAAUUAGUGACAUUCAUGUUCUAGUCUGCUUUGGUACUAAUAAUCUUGUUUCUGAAAAGAUGGUAUCAUAUAUUUAAUCUUAAUCUGUUUAUUUACAAGGGAAGAUUUAUGUUUGGUGAACUAUAUUGGUAUGUAUGUGUAGACCUAAGAGGAACUAAGGGAGUAGUGUCACUGCUUGUUAUGUUAUCAUUUCAGGAGUUACUGGAUUUGGUAUUCUUUCAGAAAGCUUUGAAUACUAAAUUACAGUGUAGAUUAAAAGAACUGGAAACCAGAAACUCUGGAGUUCAUCAGAGUUAAUGGUGCCGAAUUGUCUUUGGUGCUUUUCACUUGUGUUUUAAAAUAUCCUUAUUAUUUUCUCUUAUUUCUCCCCCUAGUUUGUGAGAAACAUCUCAAUAAAGUGCUUUAAAAAGA
Messenger RNA from Mandrillus leucophaeus (drill), 4231 nucleotides. It is a transcript of the gene BIRC2, whose product is annotated as baculoviral IAP repeat containing 2. The transcript has 9 exons. Gene Ontology annotation, biological process: regulation of apoptotic process. The coding region runs from base 1867 to 3723 and encodes 618 amino acids. NCBI's taxonomy places the organism in Eukaryota, Metazoa, Chordata, Mammalia, Primates, Cercopithecidae. Gene Ontology annotation, cellular component: nucleus; cytoplasm. The record is from RefSeq and is a predicted model, not a curated record.